Molecule: messenger RNA, 3126 nt
Organism: Haliaeetus leucocephalus (bald eagle)
Lineage: Eukaryota; Metazoa; Chordata; Aves; Accipitriformes; Accipitridae
Gene: POMGNT2
Product: protein O-linked mannose N-acetylglucosaminyltransferase 2 (beta 1,4-)
Exons: 8
Coding region: 918-2654 (578 amino acids)
Biological process (GO): protein O-linked glycosylation via mannose
Cellular component (GO): endoplasmic reticulum
Molecular function (GO): protein O-acetylglucosaminyltransferase activity; protein binding
Source: RefSeq, a predicted model, not a curated record
UGACCCCUUUCUUUCACCUUCUGUGGUAGGAUGUGUUCCCUCCUCCUCCAUCAGCACACCACCUGCUCUGACACUGUUCUGCCUUCUUCCCCCUGCAACUGUCUCUCCCUGUCCUGGAAGUGAACUGGAACAACUGAACACUCCUUAUUUAAUUGCUUUGGACAGUAUUGGUUUAUGAAGAAGAUAGGAUCAAACUAAAUGCAGAAUUGAAGGUAGAGGAGGCUACUGAAUGGAUCUGCAAUGUGACUGACAUUGUGCGGUGCUUCAUCUUUAUUUCAUGUGACGAGGAGGCUGAAACACCUGGAACCGCACAUGGAUUUAUCCUAGUCAGUUCUUCUGAGAUCACAUUUAAUAUAGAAGUUCUUUUCAUAUGUGAUCUGCAAAUGGAUUUUUUUGUUUUUCUAUUCCAAGGCAGCAGAUCUUGCCAGUGGGAAGGAAGGAAACAGAAAUGAGCUGCUGUGCCAGGGUUGGGUAAGGAAUCUUCCAUCAUCUAAGGGCCACCAGUGAAUAGCAACUAUGUCGUAGCAGUGGUAGCCCUCAGAGCAACAUUCGAAACAGUAAAUGCCUGGCCCACAGCCAUGUGUUACUACUGCUCUGCUGGGCCCUCUGAUGAUACUGUAAUCAGAUGAGAGACAAGAUCAAGUCAGCAGUAUCAACAAAUACUAAAUCAAUGGCUGCUAGUCAACGUGAAAGUCAGGUUGGAUCUCUUCCUGUCCCACCUCUCACAGACUCUGAAAUUAAAUGGAAGAAAACUUAGACUUUCUAUUCAUAAGCACAACUGGAAGGUGUCCAGUAGCCACCAAUAUUCUCCUGUUCAUACUGAUGGUCUUUGCCCUCACCAUGUCAAGGAGUGUUAAUGAUGUGUUCCUUCUCUAUUGCAUUCCCCACCUGUCAUCUUGCUAGGAUCUAACUACAGAAUGAACAUAGCAGCUGUGUUUAAUGCCCUGCUCGUGUCUGUCCUCGCUGCUGUGCUGUGGAAAUACAUCAAACUGCGAGAGCAUGUCUUCAUGGUCGAAGAGGAGUUGGUCCUCACGCGUCAGUCUCAGGAACUCUCUCAGGUUCAGAUUGACUACCAUGCAGCUCUCCAGGCACUGGUGGAGGACGGUACCAGGAUGGUGUGCACCGGCAGGAUGCACACCGACCGCAUCUGCCGCUUUGAGUCCCUCUGCUACUCUACUGAGGCUGAGGAGUUUGUCUACUUUCACAGCAACUCCUCGGUCAUGCUGCCCAACCUGGGCUCCCGGAGGUUCCAGCCAGCUCUGCUCGACCUCUCCUCGGUGGAAGAUCACAACACCCAGUACUUCAACUUUGUGGAGCUGCCAGCUGCUGCACUGAAAUUUAUGCCAAAGCCAGUCUUCGUGCCUGAUGUGGCACUGAUUGCUAACAGGUUCAACCCAGACAACCUGAUGCACGUCUUUCAUGACGACCUCCUCCCCAUUUAUUACACCAUGCAGCAGUUCUCUGAUUUAGAUCUGGAGGCACGGCUCUUCUUCAUGGAAGGGUGGAGUGAAGGUGUUCACUUUGACCUCUACAAGUUACUGAGUAACAAGCAGCCACUCCUCAGGGAGCAGCUUAAAACCCUGGGCAGGCUCCUCUGCUUCACCAAAUCGUAUGUGGGACUGUCCAAAAUCACCACCUGGUACCAGUACGGAUUUGUCCAGCCACAAGGACCAAAGGCUAACAUCUUGGUUUCUGGUAAUGAGAUCAGACAGUUCACCAAAUUUAUGAUGCAGAAGCUGAACGUCAGCUUGGAGGAAAGCUCCAGUGAGGAGUACAUCGUAGUGUUCAGUCGAACAAUCAACAGACUUAUCCUAAAUGAGGCAGAACUAAUCCUGGCUCUCGCUCAGGAGUUUCAGAUGAAAACCAUUACCGUCUCUCUGGAGGAGCAUUCAUUUUCUGACAUCGUCCGGUUGAUCAGCAAUGCAUCCAUGCUGGUCAGCAUGCAUGGGGCCCAAUUAGUCAUGUCUCUCUUCCUGCCAAGAGGUGCCACAGUGGUGGAGCUCUUUCCUUAUGCUAUCAACCCUGAACACUAUACCCCUUACAAAACCCUGGCAACCCUUCCUGGCAUGGACCUGCAGUACAUUGCCUGGCAGAACACUGACAGGGAAGACACCAUUACCUACCCGGACAGACCUUGGGAUCAGGGUGGGAUUGCUCAUCUGGACAAAACUGAGCAAGAGCGCAUCAUUAAGAGCACAGAGGUGCCGCGGCACCUCUGCUGCCGCAACCCUGAGUGGCUGUUCCGUGCCUACCAGGACACAAAGGUGAACAUCCCUUCUCUCAUCCAUGUGAUCAGGCAGACUGUGAAGUCUAAGCCCGGACCCAAGAAGCAGAAGUGGUCUGGCAGCCUCUACCCUGGCAAAGUGAGGGAUGCCAAGUGUCAAGCCUCUGUCCAGGGCACGAGCGAAGCUAAACUUGCUGUGUCCUGGCAGAUCCCCUGGAACCUGAAGUAUCUCAAGGUCAGAGAAGUGAAAUAUGAAGUGUGGAUACAAGAGCAAGGAGAAAACACUUACAUGCCUUAUAUAUUGUCCCAUCAGAAUCACACCUUCUCAGAAAACAUUAAGCCCUUCACGAUAUACCUGGUGUGGAUACGCUGCAUCUUCAACAAAAAUCUCCUGGGACCUUUUGCAGAUGUGCUCUUGUGUAGUACAUAACCUGUUGCGCUACCUGUACAGCUCUGCUCUGCUCUCCACUCCAUCUGUGGUUUAAAACUUCUUGUCUUGUAGUUUGUAGAGGGCUGAAGAGGACUAGACUGUACCAGUGCCUAAGUGUCCAUUUUACUGCACUCCAUGUGUAUUCUUUAAAUGGUAUUUAUUUCCAGUGAGUGUUUAAAAAAAAAACAAACCUCUGUGUUCUUCAGAGUAACUUCCAGAGGUUAGAUUACAUUCUGAAUACAUGUAAUUGAAAACAGAAUGGAAGUGAAUUGUGUGUACCUUGAUCGUGAUUAAAAUUUGUUUCUAUUGUGUGGUGAGUAUUUAAGCACAGCGUUAAACUGCAGUUAAUUCCAUGGCUAGGUGGGCAAUUCUCAUCAGCUUUUCAUUGUAAGUUAUUUUUUUCAAUAACUCUGACUGUAACUUUGAGUUCAAGAUUUGGUACGAGAGCCUUCAUUAAACUGCUGUAAACCUC